AUGGAUAAAAAUACUCGUAAAUAUGGGACAUCUCGUCAGACUGCACAAAAAACUGGUCAAAAGGUUAAACCUUCAACUACUUCCAAACUCAAACCUUCUAAGCAUUCCGCCGCUCCUUCGAAUAAAAUUGAUUGUGAACCAAAUCCUCCUUCCAUUCCGUCUAACCAACAACAUACUAGUUCAUCCUCGAUCGGCGGUCAAAAUCCAUUAGUUGUUUCUGAUGACUCUAAAUUAGUAGAAAAUAAACCAAUUAUUACAUCAUAUGUUACUUCAUCACAAAGAUUGCCUCCUAAAAAAUCUAAUAAGAAAAGACCGAUGUCACGUAAUAAUUUUACAAACGUAAAACCGAGAAAUAUUAAUGAAUCUUUGGCAUUCGAUAACAUAGAACAGAUUGAUGAAGAUGAUGGGGUGGUUCUUAUAAUAACCAACAAACCAUCUACGAUUUCCAGUAAUCGUUCUUCUAUUCAGCCAAAAAAUCUUGUUAGGAGACCAACAUCUACUAACAUACCUAAACGUACAAGUAGCAUUCCUACCAAUGGUAGACCACGUGAACGAUCAAGUGCAUCCAUUAUUAUACCUUCAACCUCCAAGUCAAGCACUAAUAAUGUCAACUUUGUUCAUCAUCCAUCAGAAAAGAUUAACGAUUCGGAUGGUUCAAGGAGAGGUUCAAGAAUUACACCAAAACAAUCAAGACCAAAUUCUUCUGUUAAUAAAUCACCUGUUCGAAACGUAAAAAGUAAUAAUGCCCGAUUAUCAAAAAAUAACCCUUCUAUGUCUCCUAUUAUUACACCAAAAAUAGAUAAUGUUGGGAAUUUACUCUCUGUACCAUCUUCAACUUUAAUACAUAACAGAGAUUCAUAUCUAAAAAAGAAUCAUAUUUCUUCUAUUGUUACGCCAAAAAGACUCUCUGUACAAUCUACAAAUUUAAUACAGAAUAAGGAUUCAUAUUUAAAAAAAAGUCCUCCUAGUUCUCCUAUAUUUACACCAAAAAGGGAUAGUGUUGAAAGUUCUUCGUCAACUUUAAUACAGAACAGGGAUUCAUGUUUAAAAAUACAUCCACCAUCUCCGCUUUCAAAGGUCGCGUUUACUUACUCUGACAUAAAUCAUGAUAAGUCUAUGAGUGAGACUCUCCCACAGGAUUUGUCGAACAAGACAUCUUCUGUUAAUGAUGAUGACUUGAAAAGGCGUAAAAAAUUGUGGAAUGUUAUUAAAGAGUUGAUAGAAACUGAAAAGGCUUUCUUACAAGAUAUGAGGCUUUUGGAAGAGGUUUAUUUUAUACAAGCACGAGAUAUUCCUAUUUUCGACCAAUAUGAUUGUAAAAUCAUAUUUAGUAAUCUUCCGGAUAUAAUAAAGUUUUCGGACGAUUUUUUAGAUUUAUUACUUACUGCUAGUGGAAUUGAAGGAUCUGAUAAUGACCUUGAAAAACAUUAUAAGUUAGAAAAUGAUGAAACAUUUAUUGGACAUGUGUUUGCACAAAUGAUGAAAAAGGAACAAGGUGAUAGUAGGUUGGAAAAGGUUUAUGGUGAAUAUUGUAAACGGCACGAAGCUGCCGUUCAGAAGCUUCAAGAAUUUGAUCAUGACGAUAAUGUUCAAGGAUUUUUACAGAAAUGUAAGAGUCAAUGUAAUGGCCGAACAACAUGCUGGGAUAUCACAAGUCUCUUGAUAAAACCAGUGCAACGUGUAUUAAAAUAUCCGUUGUUACUACAUCAAAUCUUAUCACAUACGAAACCUUCUCAUCCGGACUAUGAACAAAUUCAAUUUUCUUUAUUGGAAAUUACUAAAGUUGCUGAACGUAUUAACGAAAUAAAGAAACGUAAAGAUAUAGUCGAAAAAAUUAAACGUAAUGAUAUAAAAGUCACGGAGGAUGAGCUAUACAAUGCUUAUGUAGAAAAGUUCAAAAGUUUGGAACAAAGAGGACUUCAAUUAGAAGAGGACGUAAAAUGUUGGGUUAGAAGUAUUAAAUCAUUUUUUGAAGACCAGCGGCGAUUAGCAGCUGCAAUAGAGGAAUUUCAUACACUAGGGAUAUCUACAAAUAAAAAUUUAGAUGACUUUGUAAGAAUAAUCGAAUACGGAAAAACUAUUAAAGGCCUGGAAUCUUCUUGUGGAAAAGAAAUGGAGGAAGCAAUCAAAAAAGUGUUAUUUCCUCAAAUUGAGAAAUUUUUGUCACUUUUUAAAGCUCCCGCAGCUGUUAUGAAAAAACGUGAACGAAAACUUUUGGAUCAUUGUCAUGUCAACUCAUUAAAAGCAAAAGGUGAAACACCUGAAAAAUCGCUCCAACAAUCUGAUGAUGCUUUUAUGUCUAUCUCGGAACAAUUACGUGAAGAAUUACCCACAUUUUUCGUGUUUAUGAUGGAAUAUUUUGAUAUUAUUGUGCAAGAAUUAGUUAAAAUACAGGCUCGAUUUUAUCGACAAAUGAGCAUGGACUUUCAGCAAUACUUUUGUAAGUUUGUAGAUCUACAAGCUUUAGAGCAAAUAUCCACUGAUAGAGAAUUGGUCCUGAGAGAUAUGGAUAUAGUUGGAGAAUAUACUAAUUAUUAUCAUUACAUGUUGGAAAUGGAUAAAGAAUUAAAUAACUUUGUUCUCAUCGAUACACAAAGAUCAGAUAUUAAUGAUAAUAAGAAUGAACGAAAAUCAAAAUCCUCAGAAUCGGUUAGAUCUUCAACUUCAACUUCAUCAAGAAGAUUAGAAGGUUCACUAAAUAAAGAAGAUUCUAAAGAACAUAGAAAAGGUGGUAUUUGGACUGACGAUGAUGAUGCUGAAGGAUAUUCAUGGUAUUCAAGUAAUUCGUUAGACAAUAAAAUACGAAACCUUUUUGAGUUUGAUCAAACAAUUGAAUACGAAUCUCGGCAGAAAUAUGGAGCUCAUAAAAAAUACUCCACAGAUAGUAUAAUUGAGCAUCGUUCAUCAUAUGAUAACAACACGUUUCAUGAUUCUUUGAUUGGUGAAGAAAAGGACGAAGUCAUCAUUUUUACGUAA
Messenger RNA from Cetraspora pellucida, 2976 nucleotides. The record is from the annotation of a GenBank genome assembly. Lineage: Eukaryota; Fungi; Glomeromycota; Glomeromycetes; Diversisporales; Gigasporaceae.